Prorocentrum cordatum is the source of this 975-nucleotide messenger RNA. The record is from the annotation of a GenBank genome assembly. Lineage: Eukaryota; Dinophyceae; Prorocentrales; Prorocentraceae.
AUGCCUGCUGGCCCUGCAUCUAAUGUUUUCCGUUGUUCAAUCCUCCUUACGUUCCUUUUCAGUUGGGCAGCAAGCCUCCUCCUUCCUGAGAUACCAGCAGAUGUACGGAUGACUACUUUCGAAAAGAACCGGCCAUUCCCGGACAGAGAGUGCAACUCGACAGGAUGGAGCUCUCUCCAUCAUGGAGCUUUGGCCCAUCAGUAUUCGGAAAUGCUUGUGCGGAUGCAGGGCAAGCGCGUCUUGUUUGGCGGCGAUUCGCUCAUGGACAUGGUGUACCAUCCCUUUAUAUGCAGCGCCGCUGCAUUUGGUUGGAGCAUAUCCGAUGUGCCUGUUGGCCUAUGGGGAAGCCGGGCGGACGAGUCUGCUGGUACCCAAGCAAAAAUGUUCACGAAGGAGAACCAUAAGCCCAUUGUAGUUGCUUACAUGCGAUUCUAUAACUAUCAUGUCGGCAUGGACAACAUUAAGCCUGUUGACGUGUUCCGAUUUCCGCUGAAGCCCCCGAAUUUCGACGUCGUUUUCCUCAACAUGGCUCACAACGCGAUGUUCACACGUAGUCCCAAACUGGUCCAGGACCUGACGAACGAGUUAAUCCGUCAUGCGAACGAGGCCACACAUAUCGGCCGCGUGGUGUUCUUAGGCCACCCCCCGCAGCACUUCAAGACCGAGACUGGGGAGUACAAUGGCCCAGAGACUGGGGACUGCGCGUGCCACAACAGGGCUGCGCUGGAGCGGCAGCAAAUUUUCCAGCACAACUCUCUUGUGGAGGCUGAGGUUGCCAAGGACAACGAGCGCUCUGACGGGAAGUGUGCUUUUGCUAACCCGUGGAGUUAUUACGCAGAUUUGUGCGGACUUCACGGUCAUUUGCAAGGACAAGGAUGGGGAUCGGGCGAUAUAGAUUGCACACAUUUUCCAGAAGAUGCUGUCGCAAAGCACGCCCCAUUCUUGGAGGAUCUUCUUGCCACGGCGGGCGUUUGA